This is a messenger RNA of Thlaspi arvense, 189 nucleotides long. The record is from the annotation of a GenBank genome assembly. NCBI's taxonomy places the organism in Eukaryota, Viridiplantae, Streptophyta, Magnoliopsida, Brassicales, Brassicaceae.
AUGAGAGGACCUUUGGGAGCAGUGAUUGGAAGAUAUACUUCAAGUGAUGGGAGUGCUCCAAAUGAUGGGAUCAUCAAGCACAACAGAAAGUGCAGAGAUAUUACGUUUCUCGUCAUCUUCAUUGCCUUUUGGGUUUCAAUGAUUGUUAAUUCCAGCUUCGGUUUCAACCAAGGAAACCCAUUAAGGUAA